AUAAUCCGGGUGAAAAGGGGUUAAUGGCUGAAAAGUGAAAUAGCGGCCUGUUUCCCUCCCUUUUCAAAAAUCCGAUACAUUCGACUGAAAUUUCGAUUGCUCGCUCUCCCUCCUCUUUCUUUCACUCGAAUCCACUUCUCAAACUUAUAAAGUUACGCCCUUCACCAAUUCUUCUCUACCUUCAAUUUCCUGUUUAGCUCAAAUUUCUCUUCUUUCUGAACCCUAACUUUCACAAAACCCUCCAACCAAUCUCCUCCCUCUCUCUUAUCGAGUCACAAUGGUUCAACUCAUGGAAAUUGAUCGAUUUGGGACGCCGUCUUCUGAUUCUUUAGUUAUCAAGGAAACCCUAAACGGCUCUUCAUCAAAUUCACCCGCUCCCAUCUAUCUGUCUGAAGGCACCACCGACCAGUUCCAACCGGUGGUUUUUCUAGACGCGGAAGCUUCCCCAGAGGAAGAAGAACUUGAAAGAACAUGGAAUCUUGGCGGUAUGAAGUCACUGGAUCCCUUGAACAUCGAGUAUUCGUUCGAUCAGAUCAAACCUAACGUGGUGGGUCCAGGUUUUGCAAAUUUAGGAAAUACUUGUUUUCUAAAUGCGGUUUUGCAAUGCUUUACGCAUACCGUACCUCUCAUUCAGGGUCUUCAAUCAGUUGACCAUGUCAAACCGUGUGAAAGUUAUAACGAAGGCUUUUGUUUGAUGUGUACUCUUCUGUAUCAUAUUGAUGACGCAGUUGCUGCUGUUGGAAGGGUUGUGUCACCGUGGAAACUUGUUAAGAACUUGAGCUAUAUCUCAUCUGACUUCGAUAGAUUUCAACAGGAAGAUGCCCAUGAAUUUCUUCAGUGCUUUUUAGCUAGGCUUGAAAGUUGUGUUCCAUCAACAGAUGGAUUUUUAGAUGAAAAAAGCAUUGUUAAACAGGUUUUUGGCGGUAGUCUUGUUAGCAGAAUUCAAUGCUGCGAAUGUGGUCACUGUUCUGACACAUUUGAACCUAUGAUUGACCUUAGUAUAGAGAUUGGAAACGUGGAUAGUCUCCUAAAUGCUUUGGAAUCUUUUACUGAUGUUGAAAUGAUUGAAGUUGCAGAUACAAGGUUUACUUGUGAAAGCUGCAAGGAAGUAGUUUCUAUUGAGAAGCAGCUUGAAUUGGAAAAUUCUCCUUCAAUUGCUGCAUUCCAUCUGAAGAGAUUUAAAAAUGACGGCUCUUAUGUUGAUAAGAUUGACAAGCAUGUGAAAUUUCCUUUGGAGUUGGAUCUAAGCCCUUACACUAGGAAUUCUGAUAUGGAAUUAAAGUAUUAUUUGUAUGCUAUUGUGGUCCAUGAAGGAACAGCUUUUGGUUGUGGGCAUUAUUAUUCCUGUGUUCGUUUUUCGCCAGACGAAUGGUACAAGAUGGAUGAUUCAAGGGUUACUAGGGUUAAAGAGGAAGUUGUGCUUUCUGAAGAAGCCUACAUCCUUUUCUAUGCUAAGAUGGGAACUCCCUGGUUUUCAUCUUUCAUCAAGUCUGAAAAGAAACCCAAAAAUACUACAAACACUUCACCCAAAUCGGUUCUUGAGAGUGCUGACCAAGUUUCUGGAAUCCCAAGAUUUGAUAAUAUUGAAGUUCCUGAAGUUAAAGCUGAUGAUAUUCGAAAGGUGGAUGUUACAUUUUCAUUUGGUACAAGCAACUUUGGAGGGAUUGGCAGAACAACUCCUAACAAAAAUGAGACUGUCCCUUCUUCUCCUUCAGUUUUGAAGGAGAAUUCAUUUAAAUUGAAUUGUAGUGAAUUUGAAACUAUACUGAAGGAGAAGGACAAAUUAUCAACUCCAGUCAGACCUUGUAGCCCAGAUAUAUAUACAGAAGAACAACCAGCAGUAAGAAAAAUUGCAUCUUCUUCUAAACGACAGUCGGAGCAGAACCAAGAAGAUGAUUCGAGCCGGAGGAAACAAGCGCGUAGGCUGGUGAAGAGCAUGCCAAGCCAGAGAGGAAAGAGACUAUUGGAGUGUUUGAACAACUGCAGCAAGAAGAGCCCACAGGGCAGAGUAUCAACUACCUUCCUUCUUCGAUGACUGACUGCAUUUUCUGGGUUAGGGUAAUGUCGAUACUUAAUAGAAUCAAUGGGUUCUCUCUUUCUCUUUAAGGUUAGAAUGUUAAUAUAUUUUUGGGAAAUGUAAAAAACUUAAUUUUGGAUUUGAUUUCCUGCUUGGUGAGAGUACUCCCUCAAGACUUUACUUUUCACUCACUAGUUUAUCAUCUCAGGUUCUAUUUUGCUUACUAUAAACUUAAAUGGUAAAAUUCGAAUUUAAUUUAACAU
This is a messenger RNA of Impatiens glandulifera, 2280 nucleotides long. Its product is annotated as ubiquitin carboxyl-terminal hydrolase 20-like. The transcript is spliced from 4 exons. Lineage: Eukaryota; Viridiplantae; Streptophyta; Magnoliopsida; Ericales; Balsaminaceae. The record is from RefSeq and is a predicted model, not a curated record. Bases 278 to 2035 code for a protein of 585 amino acids. Gene Ontology annotation, cellular component: cytosol; nucleus. Gene Ontology annotation, biological process: protein deubiquitination. Gene Ontology annotation, molecular function: cysteine-type endopeptidase activity; cysteine-type deubiquitinase activity.